AUGGAGGAUGAGCGGCCAUUUACAGUUGAGAUUCCAAUUCGACCUCGGGAGCCGCGUCAUCGCGACUCGACCAUUGCCACGCAGGCCAAGAUCGAAGAGGUCAUUCACUCGCCCUUCGAACACCACUUCCGCUUAUCGCAACCGCAACAUCAACAGACAAAAUGUCCCGAGGGCCUGAAAAUCAUCUCGAGCACAUUCGCCAAGACGUUUCGCGAUCGGUCGCCAACUUCUUCGACAAUGAGCUCGACCCAUGUCCCGGACUCUGCGACAACCUGCUCUAUGCCCAUGUCUCCCACCUCUUCUACAUUCACGAGGGCCACCACGCCUGACAUCGACGGGCCGGAGCGCUUGCCUACCCCCUUUCUCGCAUCCAAAUCCGGCACGAACGGUCAUAGGUACCGGGAGUCUUGCGAUUCAGGCUCGACCUUUGUGAACUCCAUCCACGAGGAGAGGUUUCCGGCAUAUCCGGAGUCCAUCUGCAUUGGGCACCCGUACAAGGACGAGGACCCAAUGCCGCUCAUGGAUGUCGUCGAGCCGGAGGAUGAUGGGCAGAAUGACAUGCAGCACACAGCGGGGACGCCCAAGCCGCCGACGCCGGAAGAUGAUUUCGAGUCACACCGUGGGCCGGCUGUUCCCCGCCAGCCACUAAACGAACGGAUGAGCUUUGACUCGGGCUCCGAUCGUCUUUCGCGGGCCUGGGAACCCGCGACGCCAACGCCGAUUGACUUCUCCAACGAGGAGGCUGACGCCGUUCUUGAUUAUGUCCUCCAGGUGACGUAUGGCGUCGAGCUCGACGAAGUCAACGUGCCGGCGUCCUUCCUUCGCCAUUUUGUCUUCAAGUUCAUACAGGACAUCGGCAGGUUCGCCUUCACCGGGUUUCCUCUCACGACAACGCAGUUAACACACACGACAUCAACCUCGUCCAAUGGCUCGGUGCCUGCGGCUCGAAGAUCGGGGUCUGGUCAGGGCUCCCAGAACGGGAAACGGAAAAAGGGUGACGCAAGCCGCCUGGAAGGGGAUGAUGACGGCGACGACUUGACCGACGACGACGGCGACUCCAGCGUGCCCUUCAAACGAGCGAGGCCAACCCCUAGGGAAGUAGAAGAGAACCUGCGCCUUAGCUGUCCCUUUCGGAAGAGGAACCCGCAUCGGUUCAACGUCAGAGAGCACCACUCCUGCGCCAUGACCUACUUCCCAAAGUUCGCCGAGUUGAGGCAACACAUUGUCAAGCAGCACAAGCGCAACGAUCCCUCGUCUUUCAUGUGUGACCGCUGCAACCGAGACUUCCCGAGCAAGAAGGACCUCAGAGACCACCAACGUCUACCCAAAGAGCAGAUGUGCGACGUCUCCGAUCAUGACCCCGAGUCAGGGAUCGAUGGGCCCACGAUGACGAAGCUGCUGAGCAGAAAGCGAGCAAGUGGCAUGACCCCCGAAGUGCAGUGGAAGGAGAUUUGGAACCUGUUGUUCCCUGACGAUGAUGACUACAAGGUCCAGCAUUUCGACUUCUGUCCCGUCAUCGAGCACUUUGAGCUGCAAGCCCAGUUUAUGAACAGCCUCAAAGACGUCGAAGACAGCCUCCGGAACAAGGGCAUGACCCAACAGGCACUGGAAACAAUUGGCAAUAUCUAUCGUAACCAGUUCAUCCAGGUCAUCGAGCAGUGCAUCACCAAUGCCCAAAUGAUGCCCUACUCCAAUAGAAGUAACCGGAAGAACGAGCCAUCUCCCUCCCGCUUCUUGGCUCCACGUCACUUGACCCGCACUGUCCCCCGUCCGGACUCGGGCGUGGAUGUCGACGAGGGCUCCGAGGAUAGCCAGUCUGUCACCGUCUUUCCCGGGGGCGUCUUUGACGGACAGGGAUUAUUGGGCCACUCGGACAGCGUGAAAACCGUCAGGCGGGUAUCUUCUACCUCGUCGGAGUCCAGGAGCUCGGUGCCGCCGAGGCCGCUACAGCCUCUUAUGGAGCAACAGCCUGCCUCUGGAUUUGGUCUCGCAGGCUCUCCUUCUCCGCAGCAGAGGCUGUCGCCCUUUCUUCAGCAGCAGCAGCAUCAGCAGCAGCAGAUGCCACAACAGCCCACGGUAUUCGAUCAGCAGGCUGAUUUUAUGCCGAUGGUGGGUGGCAUGACGCCAGACAUGGCAACACAACUCUGGGCCUACAGCGAAGGCAAUGCCGAGACAGGAACAUCACCGGGCGGGAUAGGCAUGUAUGCGCCAACAUUGGCUUCCAACGGGCAGAGCCAGCUCCUGGAAUGGAACUCGGGACUGCAGAACUCUAAUGGGAUUUACGACUUUUCAGGAUAUAUGCCUCGUUGA
This is a messenger RNA of Colletotrichum higginsianum IMI 349063, 2310 nucleotides long. RefSeq names its product Ankyrin repeat protein. Lineage: Eukaryota; Fungi; Ascomycota; Sordariomycetes; Glomerellales; Glomerellaceae. Bases 1 to 2310 code for a protein of 769 amino acids. The record is from RefSeq and is a predicted model, not a curated record. The transcript has 4 exons.